AUGGAAGAAGACUCAUUUAAAAAUAGAUUAUUAAAAAGAAACAUUGAUAUAUGGAUAGAAAAAUAUCGCCCUGAGUAUUUAGAGGAUGUAGUCGGAAACACUUUUGUCAUAAAUACAUUAAAGAGUAUUAUAGUAUCGGGGAAUAUGCCUAAUUUGCUUUUAGCUGGGGCCCCUGGUACAGGAAAAACCACUAGCAUUUUGUGUCUAGCUAGCGAAAUGUUAGGAAGUCAAGCAAAGAAAGCGGUUCUUGAAUUAAAUGCAUCAGAUGAUAGAGGAAUCAAUGUAAUACGUGAUAGAAUAAAAAGUUUUGCUAAAGAGGUAAUAAGUUUACCACCUGGAAGACAUAAAAUAAUAAUAUUAGAUGAAGUCGAUUCCAUGACAACAGCAGCUCAACAAUCUUUAAGAAGAAUAAUGGAAUUGUAUUCAGAUACAACAAGAUUUGCGCUAGCAUGUAAUCAAUCAGAAAAAAUAAUAGAUGCGCUUCAAAGUAGAUGUGCUAUUAUUAGAUAUUUUAAAUUAACAGAUGAUCAAGUUUUAAAAAGAAUUUUAAAAAUAUGUGAAUACGAAAACAUUAAAUAUACAGAUGAUGGUUUAGAAACGAUAACAUUCAUAGCUGAUGGAGAUUUAAGAAAAGCAGUUAAUUGUCUGCAAUCAACUUAUGCUGGUUUAGAAGUCAUAAAUAAAGAAAAUGUUCUAAAUAUUUGUGAUAUUCCCUCACCAGAAAGAAUUGAAAAUUUAUUGAAACACUGUAUUAGUAGUGAAUGGAGAAAAGCUCAUGAUAUUGCUUAUGAAAUGAUAAAAGAAGGGCAUACACCAUUUGAUGUUGCGUUAACGUCAUCAAAUGUUUUAAGGAGAUAUGACCUCGGAUCUGAAGCUAUUCAGAUUGAGUUUUUAAAAAUCGGAGCAAUGGCAUGCAACACGAUGGCAAGUGGUUUGUCAAGUGUAAUACAGCUAGAUAAGCUGAUAGCUGAUUGGUGUAUAGCUGCAAAAACGCUUAGGGCAAAAUGUUGA
This is a messenger RNA of Plasmodium vinckei vinckei, 1011 nucleotides long. Its product is annotated as replication factor C subunit 4, putative. The record is from RefSeq and is a predicted model, not a curated record. The transcript is spliced from 2 exons. Bases 1 to 1011 code for a protein of 336 amino acids. Gene Ontology annotation, molecular function: DNA clamp loader activity; ATP hydrolysis activity; DNA binding. Gene Ontology annotation, cellular component: DNA replication factor C complex; nucleus. NCBI's taxonomy places the organism in Eukaryota, Apicomplexa, Aconoidasida, Haemosporida, Plasmodiidae. Gene Ontology annotation, biological process: DNA-templated DNA replication; DNA repair.